CAAAUAUAAAACUCUCGCUUUCUUCAUCAUCUCUUUCUCCGGUUGCCGCACCUGCUUCGCUUCUCCUCUCUCGCUCUCUACUCAGGACUCGUUUACUCUUUCAAAGCUAAGCUUUCAAGAUGCAAAACGAAGAGGGUCAGGUCACUGAGCUUUACAUUCCUAGGAAAUGUUCUGCUACUAACCGGUUGAUCACAUCCAAGGAUCAUGCCUCUGUUCAGCUCAACAUUGGUCAUUUAGAUGCUAAUGGCUUGUACACCGGACAGUUCACAACCUUUGCUCUCUGCGGUUUUGUCCGUGCUCAGGGAGACGCUGACAGUGGUGUCGACAGGUUGUGGCAGAAGAAGAAGGUUGAAGCCAAACAAAACUAAGAGCUUAAUCUGUCUUGUUUUUUGUCGAAUCUUGUUUUUUUUUUUCCGAAAGAUUGCCUCAUACUGAAGUAAUGAUUUUGGCUUUGGGUCGUGGAACUUAACUUAAAUGCUUUUGUGCACCAUGUCUUCUAAUUUUUCACCAGUUCGAUAUAGUAUCUCCAGUUUCUCGACCUUUUUAUCAUUCUGAGGUGUUAGUCUUUAGAGUUCGAAUCGGAAUGAAUAAGCGUUAUUACCCCCUUAAUUAUCAUUUUGGGAAGAUACUUUAAUUCAUAUUUACAAAUUACAAUACACCUUUUUUUCUUCUU
This is a messenger RNA of Arabidopsis thaliana (thale cress), 673 nucleotides long. RefSeq names its product Ribosomal protein S21e. Gene Ontology annotation, biological process: translation. The record is from RefSeq and is marked reviewed. Bases 120 to 368 code for a protein of 82 amino acids. Gene Ontology annotation, cellular component: ribosome; cytosol; nucleus. NCBI's taxonomy places the organism in Eukaryota, Viridiplantae, Streptophyta, Magnoliopsida, Brassicales, Brassicaceae. The transcript is spliced from 4 exons. Gene Ontology annotation, molecular function: structural constituent of ribosome.